UUUCAUCACUGAACCAUUUGUUCACCAAGGUCAUCCUCAUCCCUUGUUUUUAGCUUUACCAGAUGCAAAGACAUGCGGGGCAUGUGGCAUCAGUCAGUAUAAGAGCAUGAUUAAUCCAUGCUCUUAAUUCGAGGUUUUUAACUCAUGAUUUGAUAUUUUUUUUAACAUUUUUUGGGUAAGAGUCAACUCUUACAUAUUUUAUUUAAGAGACGGUUCUUAAUUUUUCUUAGUUAAAAGCUAAAAAACGAUUCUUAGCCGAAAUUAAAAACUCCACUCUAAAAAUCCAAGUUAAUCAUGGCCUAAGAGCAUGAUUAAUGAAGGUUCUUAGGGAUAGGAUUCUUAGCGUAAUUUAAGAACCGGUUUUUAACUUUUUCGUUUGUUAAAGUUAAUAACCGAUUUUUAAAUUACGCUAAGAACUUCAUCUUUAAAAACCCCUAUUAAUCAUGGUAAGCAUUGGAGUUCAUUGAAUGUGAAUUUGCUUUAUGUUUUGAGUGCGCUACUUUGCCAUAUGUGGUUAGAAACCAAAAGCAUGAUAGACAUCCUAUAACCUUAUGCUUUGGUGAAAAGGCGAGUCCUGGUCAAUGUUGAUAACUGUAUAACCUAUACUUAUAUAUGCAGAUUCUCAGUCCUGGUUAAUUAUAUUUUCUUUCAAGAUAACAGAAGACGCCACCACUGUGUCUCUCAAAAAAAAUAUGACCUUUACAUCUUAGCAUCUAACACCAACAAUGCUAGCCAAAAGAUACUCCAAUGUCUAAAGACAUACAGCCACAACUCCAACCACCAGUCAUGGUCAAUCAUAUAUAAAUAAAUAUUUAUUUUUUAUAUUUUGUUUUAAAAGUUUAGAUUUUAUUUCGGAUCGUAUGUAUCUGAACUGAACCGAUAAAACCCGAUUCUCAACGAUAUAUAAUCAAUUUAUGAGUUUUAAGAUAUGAUACAAACUAAGAAUCUAUAAUUUUGUUCAUAAAUCAAAAACAAAUUUCCAUGGAUGGUGAAUUAGCCUAGGAAGCUUAUUUGGUUUCUAGAAUCUUGAAAAAUUAUAUAAAUGAUUAAUCUAAUAACUUUAAAUUGGAAAUCAAUAUACAAAUACAAAAUAAAAUAAAAUGAUUUGAGACAAAAUGAUUUUUUUAAAAAAGAAACUGUGAUCCAAUAAAACCCGCUCUAGGUAUUUCAGAAUCAGAAUAGAAUCUAAUUUCAGAUUUCGUUAUUUUUCAAAAUUGUUUUUUGGAAGGUCACCAAAUUUAUUUUUUUGUUUCUGGUCAAAUUAUGUUUUCAUAAUUUUCUAAUCACGACUCCGGUUUAAUGUUUCAGUCGUUUUUCCCUUAAAAACAAAUUGACAACAUGUUUCAAUUUUCAACCGAUUUUCAUAAUUAAAAAGAAUUUAUUCAUUAUUACAAUAUUACAAUAUUUAUUCAUCUUCCCGACAAGAUAGGUUGUUUUUUUCUUUUUGUAAAAGUUAUCUGGUCAUUGUUUAUUCUACGUUUCUUAUUCUACUACAUAAACAACUACACAUUCGUCUUUUGAUCUCUGUUUUCGCACCCCUGGAGAUUUUCUUGAUACUGUAUGCUGCAUGAAGAUGCUCAAGGACCCUGAACACCAAGUUGCUGGUCACAUGGCUAAAGAUGGGAGGCUUGGUCCGCUCGUGGAUGGAGAAGGCCGAUUCUUCAAGCCAUUUCAGAGUAAUGGUCGUGGGGAAAACGAGGCUAAGUUCUACGAGUCCUUCUCGUCCAACAAGAAUGUUCCGGAUCAUAUCCGUGGAUAUUUCCCCGUGUAUCACGGCACUCAAGUAGUGGAAGCAUCUAAUGGAUCUGGCAAGCUUCCACACAUAGUUCUUGACGAUGUUGUUUAUGGUUACUCAAAUCCCUCGGGAAUGGAUGUUAAGAUUGGAUCUAGGACAUGGUACCCGGGUGUAUCCGAACUGUAUUUCAACCAAUGCCUAAAGAACGAUAGAGAGACCACCUCUGUUUCCUUGGGGUUUAGGCAUGCUGGUUUUAAGAUCUUUGACCACCAAGAAUCGAGGUUUUGGAUAGUCGAGUACAAGGUUGUUCAUGGGUACAAAGUUGACGACGCUAGAUUAGUUCUAAGGAAGUUUGUGUCAUCCAACUCGCUAGCUGACUCGAUACCAGACUGUGCAUUUGCGUCAGAAGUUUACGGCGGUUGUAAUGGGAUCUUAGCGCAGUUAUUAGAGCUUAAAGCUUGGUUUGAAACUCAAACGCUAUACCAUUUCAGUUCUUGCUCGGUUUAUAUGUUUUAUGAGAAUGAAUCGAUUUUGAUGAAAGGAGGAGAAGGUGCGCGGGCACAAGUAAAGCUGGUGGAUUUUACGCAUGUUCUUGAUGGAAAUGGUGUCGUCGACCAUAAUUUCGUGGGUGGACUCUCCUCUUUCAUCAAGUUCAUCCAAGAUAUACUUGAGAGCUAGACAACAGCGAUAAAACAGAUACUUCUAGGCCUAAAUAUAGGCACUAGGGAUCAUUCAUGUUUCCCCUUCAAUUGUAUAAUACUUUUGGUAUACGAACCAAACCAUUGUACUGUACUUCUCACUUGAGGAUUAACCAAAUCUCCAUGAAACUUAGCUAAGCCUAUAGCUUAUUUGGUUUCCUGUUAUAGCAAAUGGUUUCCUGUUAUAGCAAA
Messenger RNA from Brassica rapa (field mustard), 2625 nucleotides. Its product is annotated as inositol polyphosphate multikinase beta. The record is from RefSeq and is a predicted model, not a curated record. Gene Ontology annotation, biological process: inositol phosphate biosynthetic process. Gene Ontology annotation, molecular function: inositol tetrakisphosphate kinase activity; inositol-1,4,5-trisphosphate 3-kinase activity. Gene Ontology annotation, cellular component: nucleus; cytoplasm. Lineage: Eukaryota; Viridiplantae; Streptophyta; Magnoliopsida; Brassicales; Brassicaceae.